UGUUGCACUGCGAACGCCUUCUCAAGACGUCGACCCGACGUCACUCAUCUUGCGAUACCGCACGCAUUUUUAUCACGGCUCCUUAUCACGCGUCCUAUCAUUACGUCGGGCUGUGUCGAAAAAUUUACCACCCCUCGCGGCUUUUAUCGAUUUUUCGCGAAUUCAAUUGCCUGACGAGUUGCGUUCGUUUGCUGCGUUAUCUGUUGCGUUUGUUUUGGAAAAGUUCGGGCUUUUUUUUUUUGUCCCUCUUGUGAUGGGGAUUUCGGACCGCUGGAGAACUUUCAUGUGGUGGUAAUUCAGUGGUGGUUUUUCCGAGCAAUGUGGAGAGGACUAUCUAGCCAUGUACACUGACGAGGAGAUGGCGACGUGAGGGGACUGAUUAAAAGAAGCAGUGGAGUAGUCAUGAACACAAAUGGUAAUGCCGGUUCACAGGAGGGUGGAAAUGGCAAUGAGUAUGGUAGUACCGAGGAAACCGCAGCACUUCUCAGCCGUGCACCACCACCAGUUGUCGUUGCUGCUGGAUCACAGGGAAAACCUGUGUUAACUCGUCAGGAUCGUGCAACCUAUCUCGUUGCAUCGCCACAGCUGUCGGUAUCGGGACUCGGUGGUUCCGAGGAGAGUGCCACCAAUGAGGAUCCAUCCACUAGAUCAGUACCGGAUAUCGAAUUGCACUGUCGCCUCGAUGGUGACAGCUUGCAGCAACAAUGCACAUCACAUCAUCCAACCACCACUCUUUAUCGCACCAGACAGACAUCCCAUCAGUACAACCGUUGCCGAUGCGACAGGCGGGACUCCCUCGCACCCUCAUCUGCCCUUCAUCUGGCACGCAGUGUUUCGAGGGAGAGCGUCAAGAGUGGCUACCACUGCUGUCCCUGUCAAGCACCACCACCACCAGUUCUCGUGACAACAUCACCAAGUGCAAGGAUUAUUCGACAGAGCUCACAACCCGAGGCAUCUGCAUGCUGCUGUUCGGGCUCGUGCUGUCCUCUGCAUGCUGGUGCUGCACCGAGUGCUUCCCUCAGACAACUCCGAGAACCCGGUGAUGGAAUUGCCGGCAUUGCCGCUGAUUCACUCAGGAUCAACGGGGGAAUACGCCAGUUUCGCCAGCUGCGGAAGCCAGUGUCGACACUCUCGAUCCCUGGGGCGAUGAGAAGCAGCAGUGGAACUGGAGGUGGACAAGGUGGUGGUGGUGGAGGUUGUGCCAGUGGUGUUUUGGCCAGUGCUGGUGGUGAUGAUGCUGGAAUUGCCCUCGUUGGUGUCCACUCGGAGUAUCCACGGUACAUGGAUGAGCGUGGAUUGGGUGGUGGACCCAUGAAAAUAGCACCAUCUGGCAGCAUUGGUCCUGGCUCAAAACACAAGCCCAACGUCGGCUACAGACUUGGCAGGCGAAAGGCAUUAUUUGAAAAACGCAAGCGCAUUAGUGAUUAUGCACUAGUUAUGGGAAUGUUUGGCAUAAUCGUAAUGGUGAUUGAGAAUGAGCUGUCAAGUGCUGGAGUUUAUACCAAGGCCUCGUUCUACUCGACUGCACUGAAAACCCUGAUAUCUAUGUCUACUGUGAUACUGCUUGGCCUCAUAUUUGCUUACCAUGCCUUAGAAGUACAGUUGUUCAUGAUUGAUAACUGCGCGGACGAUUGGCGAAUCGCAAUGACUUGGCAACGAAUAUCCCAGAUAUCCAUGGAGUUGGGGAUAUGCGCAGUGCACCCGAUACCCGGUGAAUACUACUUCCUGUGGACGACCAAACUGGCCAACAAGGGUGGUGAUAUAGGUUCACAAUGGGUACCCUACGACGUAACCCUGUCAUUGCCAAUGUUUCUACGCUUGUACUUAAUCUGCCGUGUGAUGCUCCUCCAUUCGAAAUUAUUCACCGACGCAUCAUCACGAAGCAUAGGGGCCUUGAAUCGCAUAAACUUCAACACAAGAUUCGUUUUAAAGACCCUCAUGACAAUAUGCCCUGGCACUGUGCUCCUGGUAUUCAUGGUAUCCCUUUGGAUCAUAGCGUCGUGGACAUUGCGCCAGUGCGAGAGGUUUCACGACGAGGAACAUGCAAACCUGCUCAACUCAAUGUGGCUCAUUGCCAUCACGUUCCUGAGCGUCGGGUUCGGUGACAUUGUACCUAACACGUAUUGUGGACGCGGCAUUGCCGUAUCCACCGGUAUAAUGGGAGCAGGUUGUACAGCACUGCUGGUCGCUGUGGUCUCCAGGAAAUUGGAACUGACGAGAGCAGAGAAGCACGUGCACAAUUUCAUGAUGGACACACAGUUGACAAAAAGAUUGAAAAAUGCCGCGGCCAAUGUACUUCGGGAAACGUGGCUUAUAUACAAACAUACGCGUUUGGUAAAAAGAGUUAAUCCUGGUCGCGUGCGGACACAUCAGAGGAAGUUCCUUCUGGCGAUUUAUGCCCUGAGGAAAGUCAAAAUGGACCAGCGAAAAUUGAUGGACAACGCUAAUACAAUAACAGAUAUGGCGAAGACUCAAAACACUGUGUACGAAAUAGUGUCGGACAUGAGCACUCGUCAGGACUCCCUGGAGGAGCGUCUAGUGAGUCUCGAGGAGAAACUAAUAUCCCUCCAAGAGCAGCUAGAGAUGCUACCAGAGGCCCUGACCCGUUGCUUAGCCCAACACGCCGAGCGAAUGGAGCAACGACGCAACUUCCUCCACCCAGACACAGCUGUUGUCAUGGCAGCCACACCGAGCGGUGGCUGUGGCUCAGCCAGUGGAAUCGGCAACAGCCUGACUGUUGGAAUAUCUGGCAAUCUUAGCUCAGCCUCUCAUCAUCCACUGGCAAGCCUAUCCAAUUCACCACUACUGCCACACUCGAGAAGUGUACCAAGUGCACCAAGCACAAUGUCUCUCCAUCCAUGGCCAGCGAGUCCAGUUCUACCUCCAGUCUCCAGCAGAACACCACACCUUGUACCGGACACUGGAGGUGGUCGACAGCCACAGAUACAACACACAUUAUCAACAUCAUCGCAGUCAGCAACACGACUGACAACACAAGCUGGCAUGGGUGGACUUGGCACGAGUCAGGGCUCAGACACAUCACCGCACAGCUGAGCUUCGUCUCUGCAGCCGCAGCACUCGUACUAAAAUUCAGUGAAUAUUAAGGAAUUUUUUCUGGGCCUCUAGGUACAUACCGUGUACCAAUCACAGAUUCUCCCUCUUCACUGAGAAACUCUAACUUUUGCCGAGUCGUUGUUAAGGAUAUCGAAGUACAUUGAAAAACUCUCCGAUAUCCAAGGGGCGUGCCCCAUUCGACACAUAGUCUUCUUCUGGACUGAGAUUCGUCAAAUCAGUGAAAAAUUACAAUUUUUCAGUUCUAUGAAUUUUUCCAGAAGUUUUCCAGAAGGAUUUUUAAAAAAUCGAAUUUCAAAAAUCGAACUGAUUAUUGACAGCGAAGAGUGAAAGGUACUUGGAUACCCUUAAUUCGUGAAAAAAAUUUAGUUUACCCAAGGUCUCCCUUCCUCUCGUGUCGGCUCAAACCGGUAAUUUCUCAUUGCCGAUAAAUACGAAUCGAUGAUGAUCGAUUUGCGGCUGUAAGUACAGCAGGUACUGUAUUCAAUCGAUCAUAAAUUCGAGACACGAAGGACAAUGAGCAUACUGGAGACAACGACAACGAGCUGGUCUUGCAAACAUUUUUAUAAUGGACGAUACGAGGGGCAAAGAGACGAUGGGGUAAAGAGGGAGAAAACCGUAAAUACACGGUCUCUUCCACUAGCUGCGGACUGCUUCCCCAACAGCCCCCUCGCCCAUUCUUGCGUGCCUCUAUAUCUUAAUAAUUAAGGUACUCGAUUCGAUUCAACCUUUAUCCUACCGUUCUAUACUGUCUCUAUAUAUCUGUCAGUUUCAAUGUUUCCAUGUGUACUUGAAUGAACGCUAAAAAUUUAUGGAGACAGGUGACCGAUGAAAAGUGGUCUGGAGGACACGAGUUAAACACAAGCCACCAGGUAGAGACAAAUUUUCGAAAUAAAACCAACAAUAUAUUUCAUAGAUCAAAAAAUACGUCACGUGAGUCUCUGUCAUCUCGCGAUUCUCAAAUGAUUAUCGAAGUAAUUAUCGGUAAUCCAUCAGGUGUGACAAAAAUUUUAUUGAAAAAUAUUGCGCUUUUACCUUAUAUCACGUAAAUUCUCCAAAAGAAUUCAAAACUGUUUUUUUUCUUUGGAAUUCUAAUCAGCUCUAAAAAAAGUCUAUUUCCACCUUAAAUCUACAGUUUCCGAGAUAAAUUAACGAUUAAAAAAAACCGUAAAUUGUACUUAUCUCCCCUUAGCACUUGCUCACUGGGUUUUUAAAUAAAAUUGUAAUAAAACUUCUUGGAAAAAGCGCAAUGUUUUUCAAUGAAUUUUAAUCAUGCGUGAUAGGAUCUAUUGUGAAUAAAUCUUAUCAAUCUUUCAACUCUCACUUACUAAACGAACCUUUCUAAACAAACUUAUCUCUUAUCUCCCCUUUUCUCUCAAAACUUUCAGCUGACUAUGAGGAACUCAUUAAUAAACCUCCCUUUAUCGGCGUGGAAUUAGUCGACGACUAGUUUUUAUGCGAAUAGUGAAGAAUAAAACCAACAAAUUAUUAUAUUAAACGAUGGCCUUAAGGAGUGGUAUAGUUAGGACAAACAGUCUAAUGAAUUUUAGCCACAGUGACAAAUCUGCUAAACGGGUAUAUCGAUUCAGCAUAAACCAGACAACUGUGGGGAGGAAUUAUUUUUAUUUCGUGAGGGAAUAAUGCCAAUAGGAUCAUUCAAGUGUGGUAAUGAAGGAGAUUAAUACUGUAUAGUGGAGAUAGAGAGGAUCGAUAAAGUUACAAUGUAAAGGAUAAAUAGGAGGAGUGUAAAGUGAUCUUAUCCGCUUUAACGUCCGUAGAUUAUAGUAUUUAUCACUUUAGGUCGGCAAGGAGUGUAAAACGGCAACGGUUAGUUCACUCGAGUGCAGAUGUUGAAUAGGAAAAUGAGGAAAAUAGGAAACAAACGAUAAGUUUUUUAUUGAAUCAGGCGAGUAGUUGGCGUUUAAGGCCAGCAAGAAUAGAUUAAGCUAUUUCUCAUUGUUCAUCAGCCGAGGCAUAAAACUGUGAACCUAUUUUUUUUUUUUUUUCAUCUGGAAAAGGAGAAAACUUCGGGUUGAGGUGCAUGAUGACCCAGAUCGUCCGGUUUUUCUCGAUUAAUUUCUCCGUUGAUAUUGGUUUAACGAGAACUUUCGCCAAAGGGGGCUUGACAUCGCGAAAUGGGACCAAAAUGGACACUAUCGUCAACACAACAGAACAAAUGUAACAGUUAUUUCCCUCGAACAAGUUCUUCUAUGAAACUGUCUCAAUGCCCACUCGACACGAUACACACGAUAUUUUUAUAUGUGGAAAAAGGAGGAAAUAGUUUAUUCUGAAAGUGCAUUAUCUCGGGGAUAUUCAAUUGAAUAUUAAUCCGUGGGGGAGGUUAUUCCGGGGAAAUUGCAUAAAGUGAUUCGGUCAUGUUAAUUUGGUAUUUUAUUUACUUGUUUUACCUUCUGGUCGAUUCAACCGGUAAUUGUAAUAGAACUUAACGCAACGCUUGUGAAAAAAAUUAG
Fopius arisanus is the source of this 5543-nucleotide messenger RNA. RefSeq names its product small conductance calcium-activated potassium channel (gene SK). The coding region runs from base 403 to 3054 and encodes 883 amino acids. Lineage: Eukaryota; Metazoa; Arthropoda; Insecta; Hymenoptera; Braconidae. The record is from RefSeq and is a predicted model, not a curated record. Gene Ontology annotation, biological process: potassium ion transmembrane transport. Gene Ontology annotation, molecular function: calmodulin binding; small conductance calcium-activated potassium channel activity. Gene Ontology annotation, cellular component: plasma membrane; neuronal cell body; neuron projection. The transcript has 11 exons.